CCCAUCCUCUCCUUCAACCGCUCACCGCAGGCAACACCCAUGGGCCCUCUCAGCAGCAACCUGCCCCUGGAGACAUGGCUCAGCCCGCCUGUGCCCAGCGGCACGGCCCUGCAGACCCUGCCCGGCUUCGUGGCCUCGCCGCAGAGCCUGCCUGGCAGCUACACGCCACCACCCUUCCUGAACUCUCCGGCAGUGACCCAUGCGCUGCAGCCCCUGGGGGCCAUGGGGCCACCACCACCUUACCAGUGCGGGGCCACCUUCGUGGACAAGUUCCCCUUGGAUGAGGCAGACCCGCGCAACAACAGCAUUGCUGCCUUGCGGAUGAAG
Fulmarus glacialis (Northern fulmar) is the source of this 327-nucleotide messenger RNA. Its product is annotated as retinal homeobox protein Rx2-like. The record is from RefSeq and is a predicted model, not a curated record. Lineage: Eukaryota; Metazoa; Chordata; Aves; Procellariiformes; Procellariidae. Gene Ontology annotation, molecular function: RNA polymerase II cis-regulatory region sequence-specific DNA binding; DNA-binding transcription factor activity, RNA polymerase II-specific. Gene Ontology annotation, biological process: positive regulation of transcription by RNA polymerase II. The transcript has a single exon. The annotation marks the transcript as partial.